Molecule: messenger RNA, 2049 nt
Organism: Lactuca sativa (garden lettuce)
Lineage: Eukaryota; Viridiplantae; Streptophyta; Magnoliopsida; Asterales; Asteraceae
Product: mediator of RNA polymerase II transcription subunit 25
Biological process (GO): positive regulation of transcription by RNA polymerase II
Cellular component (GO): mediator complex; transcription regulator complex
Source: RefSeq, a predicted model, not a curated record
UCAAAGACCCCCAAUCCACUAACGUGUAUAUAUAUUCCAAUUUGAAAAAUUUUCCACCAUAACCAUAAUUGUGUGAAAAUUGCUAGCUCCAAUCAUCUUCUUCAAUUGAGACGAUCAACAGAGCCAGAAAUUAACAAAGAGCUCAUCGAUAAAGUCUCUGCAUGGAGGACAAAAAGCAGCUCAUAUUGGUGGUUGAAGGCACCGCCGCCCUGGGUCCUUACUGGCGCACCAUAGUCUCCGAUUACCUAGAAAUAGUUAUCAGGUCCUUCUGUUUUAGUGAGUCUUUGAAACAUUCUGGGACUAUUGCUGAGCUAGCUCUUAUAAUAUUCAAUGCGCAUGGAUCUUUUAGCUCUUGCUUAGUACAAAGGAGUGGGUGGAUAAGAAAUGUUGAUUGUUUCUUUGAAUGGCUAUCAGCCAUACACUUCACCCGUGAUGGUUUUGGUGAUGCUGCAACUGCUGAAGGACUUGGUGAAGCUUUAAUGAUGUUUACUCCUCAAAAUCAACACAAUUUGGGUGUUGAAAGACAUUGCAUACUUGUGGCUGCAAGUAAUCCAUAUCAACUUAUGCAAAAAAUAGAAACAACUGAUAAUAAUGAAGCACACUCCGAAAGUCGUUUUUCAGAUGCUGAAACAAUAGCUAAAGCGUUUGCUCAGUGUUCCGUUUCUUUGUCAGUUAUAUGCCCUAAGCAGCUACCGAAACUCAAAGCCGUUUAUAAUGCGGGAAAAAGGAACCCUUCAGCAGCUGAUCCUACAAUUAAUAUUGUGAAAAAUCCAAAUUAUCUUGUACUCAUUUCAGAAACAUUCUUGGAGGCUCGUGCUGCUUUAAGUCGUCGAUCUGGAAUUACCAAAUUGCCCUCUGAAAUUCAUGGUGGUCUCACACAACAAACAACCGGUGUUCAGUCGAAAUAUGUCAAAGUCUGGGAGGGGAGUUUAUCCGGUCAGCGACAAGGCCGGUCUAUAUUUAUUACCAGACUAGAAGGGUACCGGAGUGCAUCGGCUAAUGAAUCGCUUGCAAUAAAUUGGCCACCAACAAUGCAAAUAGUUCGACUUAUAUCUCAAGAUCACAUGAACAACAAGCAAUACGUGGGAAAAGCAGAUUUUCUAGUUUUUCGGGCAAUGAAUCAACAUGGAUUCCUUGGUCAACUGCAAGAAAAGAAGCUUUGUGCAGUGAUUCAGCUGCCUUCACAAACACUUUUACUCUCUGUUUCUGAUAAAGCAUGUCGACUAAUUGGAAUGCUUUUCCCUGGAGACAUGGUGGUGUUUAAACCACAGAUAUUCAACCAGCAACCACAACCACAACCACAACAACAACAACAACAUCAAACAAAAAAAGGCUUAGACGGAAUGCCUAAAAAAAUUAAAGGUUUGGUCAAAUUUAUAAAAGAUAAGUUAGUGGGUCGACAUACUCGGGUUAAGAUUUGGGACAAAUUCAAGUGUUAGCCUGGACCCGUGUUUUGAGACCGGCUCACAACAAUUUUCAGGUUGGCAAAGAGGUCUUAAUUUUUUUUAUGGUUGAUCAACCUCUAGUUAAAAUAUUUGGAUUUUCAAUUUGGUGACGUAAUACCCAAAGCACACAUAUUCAUUUUGUAAGUUUUUUUUUUUUUUAAUUCGUACAUUUUUGUUAAUCAAUGUGUAUUUUGGAGAUAUUCAAUUCCUAUUAAAAUAUAAAUUGUAAUAGUGUUUGAAAUUUAAAAUCAAAAUAUAUUUAUCAAUGAGGUUCUUAUUUUGCAAAUGUAUGUAUGUGGAAAUGGUGUGAUCGUCAUUGGUGGUGUGAGAGGGGCGGCGAAAGGUAUGAGGUGUGGGGGCAGGUGCCCCCAUUUAUCUGACUUUGUACAUGAAAUGUAUAAUGUUUAUAUUGGAAUUAAAAAAAUAGAAGAGAAUAGGGAUGAGGGUAUGACCCGUAAAACUUGGACCGCGAAAAAAUCGGACCGGGAUUUACCUAUAACCGGGCUGGUUUCCGGUUCCAUUGAUUUCAAAAACGCAGUCUUCGGGUAAAAACCGAACCAGACUAGUGUAUAUGAAAAGUUUUUUUCUAUUAGAUCGACGUAGA